This is a messenger RNA of Triplophysa rosa, 4839 nucleotides long. RefSeq names its product heparan sulfate (glucosamine) 3-O-sulfotransferase 4 (gene hs3st4). Lineage: Eukaryota; Metazoa; Chordata; Actinopteri; Cypriniformes; Nemacheilidae. The record is from RefSeq and is a predicted model, not a curated record. Bases 675 to 1958 code for a protein of 427 amino acids. The transcript is spliced from 2 exons. Gene Ontology annotation, molecular function: [heparan sulfate]-glucosamine 3-sulfotransferase activity.
GCGCAUCACGUCUACCAAUCAACACGAGGCGUUACGACUGCUAGCCGCACUCUCAGCCACUGAGAGCAGUCAAUGAAUAUUAAUGCAGCGGCUGCUCACUCUCCAGCGCUCAAAGUUAGUGGAUCACCAGUGGGAGGAUGUCUCCGUGACUGAACAUCACCUCCUCGUCUGGAUUAAGAUCCAUCGUUUGCGCCAAUUGCCACUUCAAAUCAGCGGUGUGAAGGACGGCGGUGUCAAAAACUGCACUCCAAAAUCUCGUUUUGGCUGAGGACGUGCCUUGCGCGUCACUUCACGGACUUUGCUAUUUCUUUUCCCGUUUUUCUUCUAAGAUGCCAAGACUUGGUCAAUCACCAGCAUCACCCUCAGCCCGCAUCACACCGGGCUGCUCGUUUGAAAGGACGCCCGACCGCAGCCUUUCUAAUCUGCAAAUUCAAUCCGAUAAAUUGUGACAAAGGCUGUCAGCGUCGCAAUAAGAAAUCAAUACCCGUGGCGUUCUUCUGGAAUUUAAACGAUCUCUUUUCCUCAAGAGAAGCUAGCGUGGAGCGCGCUGGCUCCUCGCAGUUUCAGAUGUUCGUAGCGUUGAUGGUGACAGAUUAUUGUUGUUGAGUGUCCAUGCGAGACUUGGGGUGGAAACAUGUCUGGCCACUUCUCUGAGGGGAUCGCCGCUAUCAGAGAUGGCAUUUUGGUCCAGCACUUCGGUUUUUACUUCUAAAGUGCCCCGGAAGAUCUUAUUCAUGUUCACCCUCUCCCUUUCUGUCACCUAUUUGUUUUAUAGCUUGAUGAGCUGUUACAACUCCUUCCAGUUCCAGGAGAACUACGUCUACCAGGGGAGGCUGGUGACCGACGAGACAACUUUUGUAACGCUGAGGGAAAAACUUUACUCGACCUCUCCCCAGGUCUACUUGGACGAGGAAUUAAUCGACAGGACCGCGACGGAGCAAACUAUCGCCGUCUCUAGCGUUAUAAAUAACGUGGGGUUCGAUGAGAGGACGGCAGGAUGGGUUCGACCUCAGGCGGCCACGGCGAGCAGCGUUUCGGGCGCCGCUGCUGCUGCUGCCGCCGCCGCCGCUGGUGAACGCGAGCAUCCGGAGUUCAGCACCACGGACAGCGACCUCGGGAGAGCGCUGAACUGCACAUCGGAUUACGGAGUGAAAAAAUUGCCCCAAGCCAUUAUAAUCGGAGUGAAGAAAGGGGGCACAAGGGCUCUGCUCGAAGCUUUGAGGGUACAUCCCGACGUUCGAGCCGUUGGGAACGAGCCUCACUUUUUUGAUAGGAACUACGAGAAGGGUCUGGAUUGGUACAGAGAGCUGAUGCCCUCCACGCUGGAAGGACAGAUCACGAUGGAGAAGACGCCCAGCUACUUCGUGACAAACAGCGCUCCCAAGCGAAUCCACAUGAUGGCGAGGGACAUUAAGCUAAUCAUAGUCGUACGCAAUCCGGUGACCAGAGCCAUUUCAGACUAUACUCAGACGCUGUCCAAGAGGCCUGAGAUUCCCACUUUCGAAGUCCUGGCCUUCAAGAAUCGAACGCUGGGGCUGAUUGAUGCGUCGUGGAGCGCGCUGAGAAUAGGGAUCUACGCGCUUCACCUGGAGAGCUGGAUGCAGUAUUUUCCCCUCUCACAGAUGCACUUCGUCAGCGGCGAGGGGCUUAUCGUUGAUCCAGCCGGCGAGAUGGCAAAGGUGCAGGAUUUCCUGGGACUCAAGCGCAUUGUUACCGACAAACAUUUCUAUUUUAAUAAAACCAAGGGAUUCCCUUGCCUGAAGAAGCCGGAGGACAGCAGCACGCCGCGGUGUCUGGGCAAAUCCAAGGGCAGAACUCACCCCAAAAUAGACCCGGACGUCAUCCGCAGACUGCACAAAUUCUACAAGCCCUUUAAUAUGAUGUUUUACCAAAUGACAGGGCAAAACUUUCAAUGGGAACUGGAGGAGGACGGCGCCUCGCCCGGCUCUCGGGACUGAAAGACUCCCCGCACCACCAGCCUUCUCGCAGCAGAAAUCAUUUCUUCAGAAUAUGCUUCAACACGUCAAUCAGUCAUGGCUGUCUUUGCAAAAAGUGUGUUUACCCAUAGCAAGAGUAAUAAUCUGCUCUGUCAACCCCCGAUACCAAUGGUGUUUAUGAUGGCAAACCUUAUUGUACAUAAUAUCAUAAAAUAUAUUUAUAUUUGUGAAGAGAAGAGGAUUUUAUUGGUUUUGUUUCGGAAAGAGUUGCCAUACCAAUUAUGUCUUCUGAGAGGAUGCAUGCGACGAGUUAAGUGUCCUUACCCACCAUCACCCUGAGGGUUUCAUUUUUUAAUCUUUACUCUAGCUCUCUUUCUCGCACACCAGCAGUGAGUGCAGUGCAAUUGAUUCAGAUAACCAAGGCCAUCUCUGAAGGUUCUAAACAACUACUAUCAAGUAGGAGUUAUUAAUACAGUUAUGAGAAUGUUUCAGCUUUCCCAGGUUUAUGUGCACAGCUUUCGUUUACGGCUACAAAAUCAUAUAUUUUAAAUUAGCUAAAGGAAAUGUUAUUCCAUGGUAUUCUUUAAUGUACCGUGAAGUGUGAAUAUCGUCAGUGUUGGGAAAGAGAAACUGUUGAUUCUGAAGUUUCAAGCUCAAAUUUAAGCAGUAAACUGUUAAAGGGACAGGUUAUCAAAAAUAAAAAUUAAUUUACUCAUCCUCAAGUUGUUCCGAACCUGCAUACAUGUCUUUGUUCUGUUGAACACAAAGAAAGAUAUUUAGAAGAAUGUUAGUAACUGAGAGUUCUGGGGCACCAUCGACUACCAUAGUAGGAAAGAAUCAAAAUGGUUGUGAAAUGUGCUCCAGAAUUGCUUUUCUAAAUUCUUCAAAUUACCUAAUUUUGUGUUCGACAGAACAAAAAUGAUACAAUAUUUCUUAUACUAUGGUAGUCACUGGUUAGCCCCUGCUAACAUUCUUCCAAAUAUCUUUCAACGUGUUCAAUGAACAAAGAAAUUUAUACAGAUUUGGAUCAACUUGAGAGUGAGUAAUUCAUGACAGAAUUUUCAUUUUUGGGCGAACUGUUCCUUUAAAGCCCCAAUGUCAUCACAAGUGUAGCAUACAGUAUGCUACUAUACUGUGUGUACUUUUUAAGGUACACUAGCCAUCACUGGUGUGGUACCCUUCAGGAUUUCUUUUUGUACCUCUACAGGUAUACAAAAACAUAACAUUUUGUACCUUUUGGGUACAUAAUUAUGCCCCAAAGACCUGUUGUGUACCUUUAAAGGUAAAUGUUUUGUUUCCCUAGGAACAGAAGUGUACCUUCACAGUACCUUUUUUCUGACAUUGUAAUUGACUAGCAAGUCAUACAUCAAUAUUCAGUACUGUCACAUAAAAAACACUUUUGGUUUCGAAGGGAUCAAGCCAUUUCAAUCUUUAAGCUUUAAAUUUUUAUUUAUACAGUUAUUUACAAAAUAUUACAUUUUAUUUAAUUAAUAUAAAUUAUGUUCUAAUGUAGUUGUGCUAUCAUUACAAUACAGUUUAGCUUCCCAACACUUGUAAUCAUUCAGUACCAUGGUAUACAGUAUAUCAAAGAUAUCAUGGUAAAACCGUAAACGAUACCAUAUGCGAGCAUUUUAAGCAGAAAUCACGUUCUUUAAUAUCAAAGGCUUUAGUGUUCUUAGAAGUUUUGACACUGUGGAACAUUGUGAAUCAUUAAUCACUUUGUGAACCAUGUUUUGUUAUAAACAGCUUUUUCUGCUUGAGAUUAAUCCCAUAACUUAUGUGAGUUGAUCACACCAACAAAAACUGUCAUUAUCACACCGAAGGAUAUGUCUCAAAAACACUGCACAUAUGCUUGAUUCCUGGGUUUAAACCGCCACAUUGUUUUCAAAUGCAGCUGCUUCAGUAGUGAUAGAGAAACAUGAUAAUGAGUCUAGCAGCAAUACUGGUGGAGUGAUCAGCAGGGAGUUACCAAACAUCUGCUAUAACAAAGUCCUCUGUCAUUACACACAAAUGGGACAUUAAAAGAGGUGCCUGUGAAAUUCAUAAAGAACGGGAGGUUUUCCGUCCUGCAACUUAGUUGACGGACACAUCACUUUAAAGAGCGGCUUUGUAAAAAUGACUGGUUGGUUGAUAUCACUGCAUUGCUGAUUUUGUUGUUAGAUGUUUUUUCUUUACCAAAAAGCCGCAUCUGUUGCAUAUCACGUGAAUUGGAAAGCCAAAUGUUGUGCUGUGUAAAUCUGGCAAUCUCAUAAAUCCUGACCAUUCAUAAAUCUCAGAUGGUGUUGUCAUAAAGUUAAAUGUCAUGGAAAGCACUACUGCACAUCAUUUUCAUGCCUAAAACUGCACACUGUACACUUGUUUAUUUGGGAAAAUGAGAGAGUUAAUUUAACCAUGUUAUGUUAUCUGCUAAUUUAAACUAUGCUGUAUGACUCCAAGUCUCAGCUGAAUAGAGCAUUACAUGAGCAGCAAGCCGUGAUUAAAAACAACAACACGUUGUAUAAUUUUAAGGAAACAGUAAUUACGUUUGUGCUAUGACAUUUAAAGUAAACCGUCAAAAAGCCUCCAUAAAAUGAGACAAGACGGGUCUCAUUGGCCUUUCCUUUAAAAUGUAUUCUCUAAACAGAAAAUAAGGAAUCUUUAUUAAACAUAAUAAUUCAUAAUUGAUUCCAAAAUGAAAUAACUCUGAUUCUAAAAUCAUUUUUUUAUUACGUUAUCAUGUUUUUAUCGUGUUUUAUUGGGUUAGUUAGCUGUAUUUUUUUGUUAUUAUGGCGUAUAUCAAAAUCAACCAACUGCAGUUUGAUUUACGUAUAUCAAUUUGAAUGCAUAAUAAAAAAAAUGUUUUUUAAAAAUGGAGUUAUCACAUUUUGGAACCAAACUCUUCAAAUAUUCUUUAUUAAAUAUG